Messenger RNA from Trametes versicolor FP-101664 SS1, 2424 nucleotides. Its product is annotated as general substrate transporter. The record is from RefSeq and is a predicted model, not a curated record. Bases 620 to 2182 code for a protein of 520 amino acids. Gene Ontology annotation, cellular component: membrane. Gene Ontology annotation, biological process: carbohydrate transport; transmembrane transport. Gene Ontology annotation, molecular function: carbohydrate:proton symporter activity. The transcript is spliced from 10 exons. Lineage: Eukaryota; Fungi; Basidiomycota; Agaricomycetes; Polyporales; Polyporaceae.
GACAUCGCGGGUCUUGUCGAAACUGGCUAUGUGCAGCUCCGGCACGCUGAAGGAAACUCGGAGGCAUCGCCUGUCAAGUCCUCACCGGACGUCGGACCUGGGCGACGGCUGGAUCUAGCCUAAUCACAAGCUCGAACGACCGACGGCGGUUGCAGUAUGUACGUCUCACACGGAAUGCGAAGGCCCGCCCGCUUUCGGAGUGCUUAAAUUCCUAUCAACUAAGAAGAUACUGGGCAGUGUGCGUGUGUUUGGUGGUUGGAGUCUCGGAAACGAAGCGACGUCUACGCGAGGCGCGUAGAACGCGGCGAGCCAGGGGAAACAUCUCGCCAACGGACGCGCGCGGACUCGAUGGCGUUGGUGCGUUCCUGGCGAGAUCUGUCGGGGUCUGUGGCGGACCAAUGGGCUCCGUGGAUCGAGUGCGGGGCAAUCAAACGCGCGGGGAAACUGGAGAAUCCAUGGAGAAAUCGUCCACAUUCGUUGCCCACUCGGUCACCUGUCCCUCCCCGUCCCUCUUUUGUGAUCGGUUCUCGUAUAAAGCCUCCACUCUCGUUUCUGCGCUCCUUCAGCUUCUCCCAGCUCGUUCCUGUAUCCGACACCAAGCCACUCUCGCCAGCUCAUCAUGGCCGUCGGUCCCAUAGCCACCGCUAGCAAUGCGGUCGACUUCAUGCACGUUGUGGAUCCCAACAGGAAGUGGUACAACAACCGGAGACUCAUCGCCCUCCACGGAUGGAUGGUUCUCCUGCUCAUCACCUCCUCAACGAACGGUUACGAUGGCAGUUUGAUGAACAGUCUCCAGUCUAUGACCCAGUGGAAGGACUUCUUCAACAACCCCCAGGGUGGCACGCUCGGUCUGCUUAACGCUAUUCAGAACAUCGGUUCAUUGGCCGGAUACCCCUUUGCCCCCUACCUCUCCGAUGGUAUUGGUCGUCGGCCGACCAUCUGGCUCGGUGCCAUCUGCAUGUUGGCGGGCGCAGCCCUCCAGACAGCAUGCCAGAACAUCAACCAGUUCAUUGGCGCACGAUUCCUCCUCGGCUUUGGUCUGAGUAUUGCCUCCAACGCCGCGCCCAUGCUGGUCACGGAGGUCUCGUACCCCACCUACCGUCCCCAACUUACUUCGCUCUACAACACCCUCUGGUACUCCGGUAACAUCAUCGCCUCAUGGACCGCGUUCGGCACCCAGAACAUCAAGAGCGAGUGGGCAUGGCGUAUUCCCUCCCUCCUCCAGGCCACUCCCUCCGUCUUCCAGUUCUUCUUGAUCUGGUUCGUGCCCGAGUCUCCCCGUUACCUCGUCAGCAAGGGCAAGGACAGCCAGGCUCUGCGUACACUCGCGUACUACCAUGCCGACGGCGAUGAGCAGGACCCGCUCGUCCAGUAUGAGUUUGAGGAAAUCAAGGCUGCCAUCCGCAUGGACAAGGAGAACUCGAAGAACGUCGGCUGGAAGGCACUCGUCGCGACUAAGGGCAACCGCAAGCGCAUGGUCAUCAUUAUCGCCAUCGCUUGGUUCUCGCAGUGGUCCGGAAACGGUCUCGUCUCGUACUACCUGAACAAGGUCUUCGACACUAUCGGUAUAACCGACACCUCCAUCCAGCUCCUCAUCACCGGUAUCCUCGCCAUCUGGAACCUGUUCUGGGCCGUGUUCGCAUCCUUCCAGGUCGAACGCUGGGGUCGUCGGUUCCUGUUCCUCACCUCGGCCGGUGGCAUGCUCGUGUUCUUCACGCUCCAGACGAUCUGCUCCGCAGAGUACGCGCUGCACGGGUCGAAGUCUGCUGCGCACGCCGUCAUCGCGUUCAUCUUCCUCUUCUACGCGUUCUACGACUUGGCGUUCACGCCUCUCAUCGUGUCGUACACGCUCGAGAUCCUGCCGUACUCUCUCCGUGCCAAGGGCUUCAACGUGUUCAACCUGACGAUCUCCGUCGCGCUGAUCUUCAACCAAUACGUGAACCCCAUUGCCCUCAAGAACAUCGCAUGGAAGUACUACAUCGUCUACUGCGCGUUCAUCGCGUUCGAGUUCGUGUUCCUCUACGUCUUCGUCGUGGAGACGCAGAACCGCACACUCGAGGAGACCGCGGCGCUGUUCGAUGGCGACGAGCUCUCCAACCUCCACCAAGCGACCGCGCGCGUCACUGAAGUCCGCCACGAGGACUACGACGAAAAGAGCUCUGAUCCGGGCGUCAAGGUCUAAGCCUCUCCCCCUCUCCCACUCUUGGGCGGAUGGACGGACGCGCCGCGCCGCCCUCGCGCUUGUACGAUACACAUUCACGCACGGAUCUCUCCUCCCCCCUCUCAUCCCCAUCCGCACUUUCCCCCUCACGCACACUCCACGCCCGGACUCCGAUGCCCCUUCCUCUCCUCCCAGGGACGGAAAUGUAUAUUACGACCCGCACACACUCCCCUUCGCUGUCUCUCCUACGGUCUCUGCUUCUU